Messenger RNA from Clonostachys solani, 786 nucleotides. The record is from the annotation of a GenBank genome assembly. NCBI's taxonomy places the organism in Eukaryota, Fungi, Ascomycota, Sordariomycetes, Hypocreales, Bionectriaceae.
AUGGCCUCCCUCAUCGAUACCUUCGUGCCUUCUAGCACUUACAACACGCUGCCCUUAAUCAGCCAAGUUGCUGGGGCACCCGAGGAUCACUCCCAAGAUCUUCAAGACCUCCGCGAGUUGUUGAACAAGCACAAUGUUCCCAAGGGCGUCAGUGUCCGAUUGAUCCACAAGCACUUUGACACCACAGAUGGCGAAGUCAUGGUUUUUGACAAGAUUCCAGUCGCGGGACAUGGAGUCGUUCAGAUCAUGAAGCCUAUUGUGCCUCCAAACAGUAACCAACUCCGAGGCAUCCAUUAUUUUGUCGAUGACAAUGCGUCCCUUCAAGCCUACGAGUAUGGCAACUACGAGGUACCCGAGAUGUGUGGUUUUGAGUCGUUCCUAGCCGAGUUCUGUAGUCUCGUUUCCGCGCGAGGUCUACAGCGCAAAUUCGGGCUCAAGCUUCAGCACGAGGAUGAUACGGAUCAGAUGGGGUGGACCGAAUACGAACUCCACGCGAAGCGUGGCACCAUCAUGUUCCCGGAUGGUAUGCCCAUGCCUGAUGGGGAUAGUGACUACAGUGUCACCACAGAGUGGAAAGCAAUUUUUAAUGAACUUCCGAGAACGUGCAAGCAUACUACGACCUGUAGGCACGGGCGGACCACGUGCAAACACUGCAAACACUGCAACAGCCACGAUGAGAGUCAUGCCAACUGCGGUGACGAGACCGGUUUCUGCUUGGGCGGGCAGAAGAUUCUACCAGGAACUCCGGUCCACGAUAUCGUGAAUCAAAUUAUUGCCGUGUUUUAG